AUGCCUACCAAAACCCCCGCCCCAUGCGACUUCCCAUCCGAACUUACCGUGACCAUCACACCUGCCCCACCCUUCCCCGCCCGCUCCCAAUCAGCAUCCCCAGCCCCAAACAUCCUACUCCUACUCCAUGGCCUCGGAGACACAGCCGCAUCGUUCACAAAAUUCGCCGAAGCCAUCCGGCUCCCAGAAACCACCAUCGUCACAGUGCAAGGCACAGCCCCUCUGCCCUUCGACCUGGGCGGCUUCCAUUGGGGCGACGAUGUCUCCUUCGACUCCGCGACCGGCGCGCUAGACAUGGACGCCGGCAUGACGCGCAGCACGAGGAUUCUGGUCGAGGACGUCGUGCGGGACACGCUCGUACAGAAAUGCGGGUACGCGCUGCGUGAGAUUAUGGCGCUGGGUUUCGGGCAGGGCGGAAUGGCUGCGCUGGCUAUGGCGCGGGAGCUCGGGCUGAAGGGGAAGGAAGCUGGAAAUGGUAACGGUAACGCGGACAGUGGGGAGGUUGGUACCCUCUCUGGUGUCAUCUCUAUCGGGGCGCCUUAUCCGUUGUCAGGAUCCAGGGUCGGGAAUACGAAUCGCACCCCGGUGCUACUGGUUGCUGGCAGGGAUUCGGUGGCGGUUUCGGAUGAGGCGGUGCGUAGGACAAAGCAGGUUUUUGAGUUCGUCGAGGUGAGCCGGUAUGCUAGGCGGGGGGAUGGGAUGCCCUCGAAUCGGGAGGAGAUGUUGCCUGUUAUGCAGUUCUUUGCGCGCAGGUUACGGAGUAGACAGGGUGUUCCUGAGGGCAGUGUGGAGAUUAGCUGA
Molecule: messenger RNA, 801 nt
Organism: Penicillium roqueforti
Lineage: Eukaryota; Fungi; Ascomycota; Eurotiomycetes; Eurotiales; Aspergillaceae
Product: alpha/beta hydrolase
Exons: 1
Coding region: 1-801 (266 amino acids)
Biological process (GO): protein depalmitoylation
Cellular component (GO): cytoplasm
Molecular function (GO): carboxylic ester hydrolase activity; palmitoyl-(protein) hydrolase activity
Source: RefSeq, a predicted model, not a curated record